Syzygium oleosum is the source of this 664-nucleotide messenger RNA. Its product is annotated as vacuolar protein sorting-associated protein 55 homolog. The record is from RefSeq and is a predicted model, not a curated record. Bases 73 to 414 code for a protein of 113 amino acids. NCBI's taxonomy places the organism in Eukaryota, Viridiplantae, Streptophyta, Magnoliopsida, Myrtales, Myrtaceae. The transcript has 4 exons. Gene Ontology annotation, cellular component: endosome. Gene Ontology annotation, biological process: late endosome to vacuole transport via multivesicular body sorting pathway.
GUGAUGCAACUCAGUGAAAUUUAAUGUCUGAAGCAAGAUUUCCUUCUUUGCAGUCUGGCUGGGCUUGCUUUUAUGUUUUCGUCCAGCAUCUUGCUACAGAUCUUGGCCUGCGCAUUGUACAAUAAUUGGUGGCCAAUGCUAUCAGCUCUAAUGUACAUUUUGGUGCCCAUGCCUUGUCUAUUUUUUGGAGGCGGGUCAACUCAGUUUUUGAUCAGUCGAGAUGGUGGAGGCUGGAUUGACGCUGCUAAAUUUUUGACCGGAGCAUCGGCUGUUGGAAGCUUUGCUAUUCCUAUUAUCCUCAGACACGCUGAUCUGAUUAACACGGGAGCUAUGUUCAUCGAGUUUACAUCUUUCAUCAUAUUUGUCUUCACAGUAAUGUGCUUUCACCGUGCCAGCCUUGAUGAUGAGUGGUGAUAAAUCCUGAUGCCAGACUGAAUAGAUCAAAUGCGAGACUCUGAUGUGCAGUUGGAAAAAUAUACAAAAUUCUAUACCCUGUAAAUCUUUGUCGGAAUAUGCUCAGUUGGCGAUUUGAACAGUUAACUUUUGCUCUGUGAUAUGAGCCUCUGUUCUUGUUGGUGUGUUUUAGUGAUGCUGAGUCACUCUGCAUAAAGCUUCUUCAACACUAAAAUCAAAAUAUAGUCAUUUAGUGAUUCUGAUGUGAUUA